Aspergillus nidulans FGSC A4 is the source of this 204-nucleotide messenger RNA. RefSeq lists its product as uncharacterized. Lineage: Eukaryota; Fungi; Ascomycota; Eurotiomycetes; Eurotiales; Aspergillaceae. Bases 1 to 204 code for a protein of 67 amino acids. The record is from RefSeq and is a predicted model, not a curated record. The transcript has 2 exons.
AUGGCCGCAUUUCUCUUCUCGAGACCGCAGCAAGCCAAUCCUCUGCCAGAUCAUGGUCAACUGCCAGACACCCCAGACCGAGAUUAUCUGCCUGGCCGCUACGCCUGUUAUGACUCUCAGGACGCAGAUCCCUCCUUCUCAGAGUCUGAAGAAGAUUCGCUCUCUUUGAUUAUUGUUUGGGACCCCAAGCCCCUACAGUACUGA